This is a messenger RNA of Gryllus bimaculatus (two-spotted cricket), 3206 nucleotides long. NCBI's taxonomy places the organism in Eukaryota, Metazoa, Arthropoda, Insecta, Orthoptera, Gryllidae. The record is from the annotation of a GenBank genome assembly.
AUGGGAACAUUUCCAUCGUCAUACAGCGACACAUUCGACGCUACAAUCGCCUGCUCGGACGGCAGGCGUUCUCGGCCCAAACACCGCACCUCGCAGAAGGCCAUCACAACUCUUCCGGGCCGCGGCAACCCGGGUUAUCGACGUCCCCUCCCGCUCGGCCUCCGGCCCUGCGGGGAGGUAACCCGAGAAUCCAUUAGCGAGGUCACCGCGGCGCGGUGCGACACAGGGUGGUGGGACGCGCGUCGCCGCGUCUCACGUUUCGGAAGCACCUGCUGCGGCAGGCGGCGGUGGCGGCGAGAACCGGGGCUGCGUGAGAGCGGUGUGGGCGGCGGGGACGCCAAAGGUCGUGACGCAGGUAGAGGCGGCGGGCGAGAGUGCCUGUCAUUUCAAAUUGCGUGCUUCCAACUGCCGCAUCGAAACAUUCCAACAACAUUCACUGUUGUUCGUAAUGUCCAUCCACCACCUCAACUUCUGCCAUUCGAUGAAAUAAUUGAAGUCAUAUUUGCCAACUUAGAUCCGCAAGUAGUGAUGGAGGUUGUGGUGCUUGCGGCUAUGAUAGUGGCGGCAGGGGUCACUUUGUAUAGCGGCGGUGGAGGCAAAGGCAGCGGGAGCAGAGGUCUGAAAGGGAGCAACGCUGGGAAAUCAGGCUGCGGCAACGUCGAGGGUAGUGGCGGGUGGAGAUUCAGUGGUAAUGGCAGUGGCGCCCACGGAGCCUGCGACAGCGGCGGCAGCAUCGGGAGCGACCAAGGAGAAGGCAAGACCGGCGAACAAUUGCUACUUACACAAAAGCUCCCCCUGCUUCUUAUAGUUCAGUUAACUCCACCCCUCUUCUCCAAUCUCUGUUUCAGUUCCGCUCCCACCCCGCCGACUCCCAGGCGUAUAGGGCAGGAGUUGCGGAAUUGGUGGGGAGAGGGCCGGGAUUGGAGUGGGGAGGGCGGGGAGUGGGGCGGGGAGUGCGGCGGGGAGUGGGCGGGAGUGGGCGGGGAGUGGCGGGGAGUGGGCGGGCGGAUCGCGGGGUGGAGCGGACUGAAACAGAAGAUUGGAGAAGAUGGUUUGGGUUGGAAUGAAAUGGUUGGGCUAACACUGGACGAGCGCGUCGUCAGGAGACCCAGUCGAGAGCUUAGAAUGUCCCGGCAGAGUCGCCACUGGCGGAGAUACCUGGUAGGGAAACCUCGCAUGCAAGGUGGAAGAGGCGCAGCAGAACGAGGGCGGAAGCCGGGGAGUGGCGGGGCGGGGAGCAGCGAGAGUACGUCCAGUGGAGGGGAUAGGAGGCGUCAUCAUGCAGAACGCGUGCAGUACCGGAGGGAGUCACCGUAGUGCAGAAGGCUUUCAAUUGAGCACUUGAUGACGACCACAGUUAUUCUCGGAGCGUGGAUCGCCCUCUCGAGCUCGUCGCUACCCUUAGACCGCCCUAUAAGAAAGAAUUCUUCACAUCGCCUUCGGACACCCCAACGCGCGUAUCAUGCAAUAUCGUACCUCGAUAUCUUAAUUUUAAAGUACCUUCAACUCCUAGUAAUCAAAAUCCUUGAUGGACCUCAUUGCUGGAGCUUAUCAUUCAAUUUCGAAUUGCUUGGUAUAUUUUAUUUUAUUCCAUACACUAUAUAACAAUCCCUGCAUAGGCACAUUCCCUCAAAAUUAUUUCUGUGAUUCAAAUACAAUGAUAAAAUAACCUCGAUAAUUCGAUUUACUUUUUUAUACUAUAUUUUGCAUGUAUUUUUACUUUUCACUGAGGAUUGUACUAUUGGAGAAGAGUCAAUGAUCACAGUUUACCGUCUCACUUGGGAGCACACUUUCACGGAACACUAUUUUGAACAUAUUUACUGCCAGCGGUCCUAUCAGUCGGUUUAUAACCUUUUUGACAAUGCAGUAUUCACUCAACCAUGCUGUCUUUUGUGGUAGAGUAACGAUCAUUUCAACACGUUUACCGAUUUUUACAGAUCAGUUUACAGAUUAUUUUAAGCAAAUUAAAUAAUUACACUCAUUUUCAUCGUUUAUUUUUCAAAACAAAACUCAGUCAAUUUUACUUCACUUUUUCACUUAUAGAACAAAAUAUCAUCUAUUUGGAAUCUUGUUACGUUACUGUCAAUAACGCGCAUUGCCAAUUACACAGUAACAUCUCACAAUAACUCAAAUCACUGUUCCACUUCAUUCCAGAAGACGAAUAAACAAUGUUAAUAUGUUGGUUUCAUUUCCUCCUUAUUCCAAUUAUUAUCUGAUCUUAAUUCAGUUCUCCUCGUUUUGUCAUCAUUAUUGUAAAAUGUUCUCUGUAUUUGCAGGUGAAUUUUAAAUGUUAGUGUGAAAUAAACAUCUGUCACACAGCCUAGCAGUGUUUAUUUGUAGUACUCAUUUUAAAUUUCAACUCGUACUGAUAUACGUGUAAUCCACUUUUUGGCCUUGCAAUGUAAAUAACUGCCGAGUCUUUCGUUUUUCCCUUCUUUAAGGAUACACUGCACUCUGCAUCUCUGGGAAUCGUUGCAGCACAAGCGAGUCAUUUAAAAUCUAUUGAUUACUUUAUUUUGCAACAACUCCUAGAAUUAAGUAAAAAUUAAAUUUUGAAUAAAUUUCAUGCAUUAAAUUAAAAAUAGUAACACACACAACUAUGGUUAAAAUACAUACAAAAUAUGAGUGCCUUAUAUGUAACGUGUCUCAAGCUCCUAAGGAUAGGUUCUCAGAGAAGAGGCUAAUUAAAAUGCGUUGUGUUCACUCGCUUCAAAAUUACAAUAGUUAAGAAGCGCUGCAGAAGUGUUUUCUGUGAGGGUAGACGACAAUUAUGAGUCAGAACAUGUAAUAAUAGAAUACUUUAGUGAAAAAUAUUCUAAUUUUAAAUGUAUCUUAAGGUAGUUUCCCUAUUAUUAAUUUAUUUUUGUAGUUGGUCUGACAAAUGAGUUCUUACACUACAGAAACCUAGAAGUACAUGCGUAUACGUGCUAUCUGGUAUUAAACUUAGCUUCUCCUAAUUAUAUUAAAUUGUAUUCUAUUGUACUAAUACAUCGUUAUCAAUAGAAAUUAAUGUAGUUAAUUCUGUAUAUUGUUGGAAAAGGAGAAUCAAUUAACAAUUGGAUAUAUGAACAAUCUAAGCAAAUGUUUGGACAGAAUUUCUAGUAAAAUGUAAAUAGCGGUGUAAUACAGAAUUCACAAUAACUUCCUUAUGAAUGUGUUGAUGGAAUUUACUACUAUUUUCAUGAUAAAUGCCUUUGCCAUAACAC